Messenger RNA from Durusdinium trenchii, 354 nucleotides. The record is from the annotation of a GenBank genome assembly. Lineage: Eukaryota; Dinophyceae; Suessiales; Symbiodiniaceae.
AUGCAGAGGAAUUUUCGCCCGUGUACAGCCUGGCAAGGAGUUUUGAAGACGUCUAAGGAGUUGGUUCUCUCUCAGGCGAGGGACGGUGAACCAGUUGCUGGAGAAUCCAUUUUCUGGCCAGCAGAAGGGUUGCCCAGAGCGGCGGUCCCCUUUGCUUCAGGCCACGCGGCCAUGCGGCCACUCUACGAUCUCGAUGUCCAAGUGGAGUCCGGACAUGUGGCGCCAAAUGGAAAGCAAUCAUGUGGACUCCAAAGUGGGUUCUCCUCACUCGUGGACUCCUGUGGAUGUUUGCUUUGUUUCGCUGCGGCAACUGCCUAUGCAUGCGAACUUUUGAAGACAACUAAGAGAUACUAA